AUGUUCAAAGCCUCCGUGGUCAAAGAUGAACAAGGACGCCCAUUUAUCGUUGUUCGAGACCAGGGAAAGAAGAAGAGACAACACGGUACUGAGGCGGUCAAGUCUCACAUCGUUGCGGCAAAGACAGUUGCAAAUAUUGUGAAGACGUCGCUGGGCCCACGAGGAUUGGAUAAGAUCUUAAUUUCCCCAGAUGGAGAUAUCACUAUCACAAACGACGGCGCUACUAUCCUCUCGCAGAUGGAAAUAUCGAAUCAUGUUGCGAAAUUAUUAGUCGAGCUUUCAAGAUCCCAGGAUGAGGAAAUAGGCGACGGCACAACCGGCGUCGUCGUAUUAGCCGGCGCACUUCUGGAACAGGCAGCGGAUUUGAUUGAUAAGGGUAUUCACCCGAUCAGAAUUGCAGAUGGAUACGACCAAGCUUGCGAUAUUGCGGUGGCGCACCUCGAUAAAAUCUGUGACAAAGUUGAGUUCUCAAAAAACAAGCAGGAGAACUUGUUCAAGGUUGCAAAGACUUCCUUGGGUAGCAAGAUUGUAUCAAAAGCACACGACCAGUUUGCCAAGAUAGCAGUUGAUGCGGUUCUUUCUGUUGCGGAUUUAGAGCGCAAAGACGUUGACUUUGAAUUAAUUAAGGUCGAUGGAAAAGUCGGCGGUGCCCUCGAAGACUCCUUGCUCGUCAAGGGUGUCAUUAUUGACAAGGAUUUUUCCCACCCCCAGAUGCCUGAUGAAGUUAAGGAUGCCAAAAUUGCUAUCUUAACAUGUGCCUUUGAACCACCAAAGCCCAAGACCAAGCACAAACUCGACAUCACCAGUGUUGAAGAGUUCAAGAAACUCCAGACUUACGAGAAGGAUAAAUUCACAGAAAUGAUAAAACAACUCAAGGACACUGGUGCAAAUCUUGUCAUUUGCCAAUGGGGUUUUGAUGACGAGGCUAACCAUCUCCUUUUGCAAAACGACCUACCCGCAGUUCGAUGGGUUGGUGGUCCAGAAAUUGAACUCAUUGCCAUCGCCACUAACGGCAGGAUUGUUCCUCGAUUUGAAGACCUCAAGGCUGAGAAACUUGGAACAGCUGGUAUUGUGAGAGAAAUGACCUUUGGAACAACGAGAGAAAAGAUGCUGGUGAUUGAGGAGUGCGCCAACAGCAGAGCUGUCACUGUGUUUGUCCGAGGAAGCAACAAGAUGAUUAUUGACGAGGCCAAGCGAUCGCUACACGAUGCUCUUUGCGUGGUACGAAACUUGGUUCGAGAUAACCGCAUUGUCUAUGGUGGAGGAGCAGCAGAGAUUGCCUGCUCCAUUGCGGUAGAGGAAGCUGCCUCAAAGACCCCUGGCCUCGAGCAAUAUGCCAUGCGAGCCUUCGCAGAUGCCUUAGACGCGAUCCCACUUGCCUUGGCCGAAAACUCCGGAUGGAGCCCAAUUGAAACCCUCGCUUCUAUCAAGUCCAAGCAGGUUAAGGAAAACAACAGCAGACUAGGUGUGGACUGCAUGCAGACUGGAAGCAACGAUAUGAGAGACCACUUCGUCAUUGAUCCUUUAAUUGGCAAACGUGAACAGCUACUUCUCGCCACCCAGCUUUGCCGACUUGUCCUGAAGGUGAACAAUGUGAUUAUUGCUGGGGAAGAUAACGACGAAUUCUAA
This is a messenger RNA of Arthroderma uncinatum, 1629 nucleotides long. Its product is annotated as T-complex protein 1 subunit epsilon. Gene Ontology annotation, biological process: protein folding. The record is from RefSeq and is a predicted model, not a curated record. Lineage: Eukaryota; Fungi; Ascomycota; Eurotiomycetes; Onygenales; Arthrodermataceae. Gene Ontology annotation, molecular function: ATP hydrolysis activity; ATP-dependent protein folding chaperone; ATP binding. Gene Ontology annotation, cellular component: chaperonin-containing T-complex. The coding region runs from base 1 to 1629 and encodes 542 amino acids. The transcript has 9 exons.